Anopheles nili is the source of this 2400-nucleotide messenger RNA. RefSeq lists its product as uncharacterized. The coding region runs from base 1 to 2400 and encodes 799 amino acids. The record is from RefSeq and is a predicted model, not a curated record. NCBI's taxonomy places the organism in Eukaryota, Metazoa, Arthropoda, Insecta, Diptera, Culicidae. The transcript has 3 exons.
AUGUCUGCAGGCAGCAAUAAGCUAGAUAAGAAACUGACAGCAUCAACUGCAACACUCUCUGAUAAGGAUCCACGAGAUAUUUCUAACAACGGUUUCAACCGUUUCGACCCCAAGUACGUCAGUAUCGGCCCGAAAGCAAUUCGUAACACGGUAAAUAACGUAACGGCGAACGUGAAUAAAUGUGCCACUCUGCGCCACGGCGGCCGUUACGGUGGUUCGCUAAGCGUUAGCGGCGGAUUGGGCGCUGGAGGUGGCCACCACGGGGUUGGUGGGUUCGGUAGUGCCCGCUCUGGUACAAGCCCUAGCCCGAAUCUCAAAAACGUUCAGCAACCCAUGAUAACCCCAAGCCAAACACAGCAAUACAAGCAGCACCAUCAGGACAGGCAGCUGUCUCAAACCUCCGGCAAUACUGCGAUUCCCAGCGGGAUGGGAGGAGAGCGAACGGAGCCAAAGCUCGCCAUUUCAACUGUGUCUAAAGAAUACAACCAACAGUCGGCAUCGUAUUCAUGCGCAACGCUUCCCUACAAGAAGCCUGGUAGUGGUUAUACAGAAACCUCGACUGCAUCAACCGCAGUAACCACCUCGAUAUUGAAAAAGGAGAGUAAUCUGGAUAAUCAACACAACCAGCGCUACGCUCCGACCGUCUACAGCAUCGACACUUCUGCCUAUCAUCAUCAACGGGAAGGCAGUGGAAGUGGCUUCCACCAUCAAUCUUCGCAAUCAUCUCUUCAGCAACAGACGCUGACGCAGUCGCAACAGUAUCAACAACAGCUGUUACAGCAACAGCAGCAACAACAGCAACUACAACAACAACAACAACAGCAAUUACAACAGCAACAACAAAAUCAGCAGCAACAAACUCAUCAUAGAUCUCUGUCCAGUACAAAUCAAUUGUACCAGGAAACAGGAGCAGGCUCGGUAUUUGCCAGUCCACCUCCAUCCAUUGCCUCAACAGCAACGUCCCGUUCAAACGUGUCGAUCAUUAAUCAACCCCUACCGGAUAUUCCAACCAGCGCCGGUGGUGGAAGCGGUUCAGUUGCAGGAAACUCGAUAAAAAAUAGCCCGCAACCUCUUUGUGCCGCUACGCUGAAUCAAUACCGCUCGCUGCAGCGGCCGCACAAGCAGCAACAAAACAGUAGCAGCGGAUUGUCCGUGUUGGCCACACCAACAGGACUCGGAAAGCCUACAAUUCCGCCCAAAGUCACCCCACCGAUGUUGCCACCGAAGAACCGGCACAAAGAUGAUUCCCAGUAUCAGAGCAAAGCGGCGGCAUUAGCGGCUGCCACGACGGGGUCCGGUAUGGCUCCACCGUUGCCAUCGUCCCGGCCCCAACAACCGUUACCUCAACCACCACCACCACCACCCGUGCAGUCGCAUCACCAUCACCAUAGCCAACCAGGUGGGCACGGUAAAUCUUCAGCUCAACCGCAGUAUGGCGGAGGCGGAAUGAGUGUGUCAAGCAAUUUUAACGCCAUUCAGCAGCAGCUGCAAAAUCAGCUCCAUUUCAAGCAGUACCAUCAGCUAACUCAGCAACCAUGGCAACGGGAGCAGUUGCCUCAGCAGUCGGGAGCGAACGUCAAUAUCGCAAGCAAUAGCACGUUCGUUAGCUACGAUCGUAAUCAAACCGCCAUCAAUACAAGUACGAGCCGCAAUCGAUCGUAUUCCGGAGGCAGCAGUAGUAUCGACCAGCCACCACCAUCGAAACCGAGCAAUAUCGAAAAGGCCAAAAAUCAUCAUUCAUCAUCCGGCGGAACUGCGGUGCCCAGUGGAGGUGGAUCGAUAGUAGCAAACUAUCAAACCCUUCCCAAAAAUCAUCAUCAUCACCAUUAUCCACAACAGCAGCAACAGCAACAGCAACAGUAUCAACAACAUGGCCAGUCAGCCUCGUUUGGAUCGACCAGCAGUGGCGGACAACACCAGCAGCAACCGAAAAGUAUCCUCAGCAAAACGCGGCCAAAUGAAACCCGCGAACGGGAGCAGCGUGAGCGUGAACGAGAACAAAGGGAGCGGGAUCGUGAACGAGAACGUGAUCAUCAUCGCGAACGAGAUCGAGAAAGGGAUCGGGAUCGCGAUCGGGAUCGUGAUCGAGACCGUGAUCGGGAGCAUCGAGAGCAUCGGGAACAUAGAGAUCGUGAGCAUCGUGAACGCGAUCGAGAUCGGGAUCGGGAUAGGGACAGGGACAGAGAUCAUCGUGAUCGAGAUCGUGAACGAGAUAAAGAUCGUGAUCGAGACAGGGAACGCUCUGAACGCAGCCAUCAUAAUCGAGGUAGCCAUGAGUAUCAUCACGAUUCCAACCACGGUUCCUCGACCAACAAUAAAAACCCCAACGUUUACUAUCGCUCAUUGCAAAGGGGUGGCUUGCAGGCUAACAACGAUCUGUAUUCUGUAACAGAGUUGUGA